ACCCGUUACCCUGAGGCAUCAUUCUUCUCCAAACCGAGUCGUCGUCCUCGUCAAAGCAGCCUCCAAGCUGCCUCUCUCUCUCUCUCUCUCUCCGAUGGCUGGAGCCGCGAAGGCGGGCAAGGGGAAGAAGAAGGUGAUCAUCGACACCGACCCGGGAAUCGAUGACGCGAUGGCCAUCUUCGUGGCGCUGAGGUCGCCGGAGCUGGAGGUGCUGGGCCUCACCACCACCUUCGGGAACGUGCACACAGCCCUCGCCACGCGCAACGCGCUCCACCUGUUGGAGGCUGUUGGAAGGAUUGACAUCCCCGUGGCAGAAGGAUCCCAUGUAACAAUCAAGAAAGACACCAAGCUAAGGAUUGCAAGCUUCGUUCACGGUUCAGACGGUCUGGGAAACCAGAAUUUCCCUCCGCCAGCUACAAAGCCGGUAGAUCAAUCGGCUCCUGCCUUCCUGGUUGAGCAGGCAAAUCUGUACCCUGGGCAAGUUACAGUCGUCGCGCUCGGUCCGCUUACCAACCUUGCUCUGGCCAUUGAGCGUGACCCUUCGUUCCCAAGCAAGAUUGGGCAGAUUAUUAUUCUUGGUGGUGCAUAUUCAGUUAAUGGAAAUGUCAACCCUGCAGCUGAGGCAAAUAUAUUUGGGGAUCCUGAUGCAGCAGAUAUUGUUUUUACCUGCGGUGCUGAUAUUUUGGCCGUGGGACUAAAUGUAACGCACCAAGUAGUUCUUACCGACUCUGACCGGGAGAAGCUUCAACAGUCUGAUAGCAAAUACGCUCGCUACUUAUGCAAGAUAAUGGGAAUUUAUUUUGAUUUUCACAAGGAUUCUUACUUCAUACAAGGAGUGUAUCUUCAUGAUCCAACAGCGCUUCUUGCUGCAGUAAAUCCAUCGCUGAUGACUUACACAGAAGGUGUCGUGAGGGUGCAGACGGUUGGAAUCACAAGGGGCCUUACAGUUUUCGACAACAAGAAGAAAAGGUAUGCGGAGAUCACAUCCUGGAGCGAUAUGCCCACCGUGAAGGUUGCUGUCACCGUUGAUGCCCCCGCAGUCGUAGAGCUAAUGAUGCAGAGGCUGAUGACGGAUGAUUAGGGGCAGCAGACUAGGACCUCGACCGCUGGAUGAUAAUCAUUCUGUUUGCAAUUCAUCAGAGGGCGACCCGAGAACAGAAGUUGAUUCUGCAUCAUGCUGUGCUCGAAAGAAAGCACCUUGCACUUGCUACUAUCUGGGAUGAUGCGCCUUUGUUUUGUUGGAACAUUACAGUCUAAGAAAGAAAGAGAGGAAGUAGAUGUCCCUCAUAUGAAAUUCACGGUUUCGUAGAGCCAAUCUUGAUAUUUUUUAACCAUGCCUUCUAAAUUUCAGAUGCCUGUUAUUUUGGAGGCAAGCUCAGGCAGCUGCUCCCUAUUGCGGUUCCCGAUGGGGGUGGGGGUGGCUCUUUCUUCACCGGGCUUAGAAGAGGUCGGAGGAGGGAGGUUGGCUCGACGGAGGAGUCAGGCACAGGGGCAGAGUGGCGAGGCACUGUCCGCCAUGGGGUGGCGGAGGAUGGUCGGUGGGCCAGUGCAGGGCGAGGGAGGCAAGGACGGCAUGUUAGUGUGGCGGUGGACGGCGCUGAUGAAUCUGGUGGUGGGAGCGUCGCUGAAGAAGGGUGGAGGAGGGUGGCAGGAGGGGGCGAGCACGUGAGCUGCGGCGUGGGUGAGCCUGUGGGCAGAGGUGGGUAUGGCGCGACCGGGGAAGAUGUUAUGAGGAAGAGAGGGAGAGUGAGGGAUGGCUGAAGGAAGAAGAAAGAAUCUCGUACGUCCGAAUGAAUAUGAUGGCUGAGGACGUCGCCUGGCGAAAAUAUGUUAUUUUCGUAUGCAUGAACUAUAGCAUCACUCUUUUUUAACAUAUUAAUGUGGGAACUUUAGGAAAUCUAUAUUGCCCGUAGGGGUGAAAUGUGCCGGAUUUUUCUCGUCCGAACUGUUUUAGAUGCUAAUUACAUUUCGAAUAUUCAAAAGAAAUCUUGUAUGUUGGA
Messenger RNA from Phragmites australis (common reed), 2000 nucleotides. RefSeq names its product probable uridine nucleosidase 2. Gene Ontology annotation, molecular function: purine nucleosidase activity. Bases 95 to 1081 code for a protein of 328 amino acids. The transcript is spliced from 9 exons. Gene Ontology annotation, cellular component: cytosol. Gene Ontology annotation, biological process: purine nucleoside catabolic process. NCBI's taxonomy places the organism in Eukaryota, Viridiplantae, Streptophyta, Magnoliopsida, Poales, Poaceae. The record is from RefSeq and is a predicted model, not a curated record.